Molecule: messenger RNA, 1774 nt
Organism: Olea europaea var. sylvestris
Lineage: Eukaryota; Viridiplantae; Streptophyta; Magnoliopsida; Lamiales; Oleaceae
Product: protein NSP-INTERACTING KINASE 2-like
Exons: 5
Coding region: 176-1774 (532 amino acids)
Biological process (GO): protein phosphorylation
Cellular component (GO): plasma membrane
Molecular function (GO): protein binding; ATP binding; protein kinase activity
Source: RefSeq, a predicted model, not a curated record
UCCCACAGUUAGUCUUCUCACACCAAGAAAACAAACAAAAAUUAGGCAAUCAAAGUAGAAUCCAAAGUCACAAAAGUCCAAAUCCUUUCACUGAACCACUGUGAGAUGGAUUAAUAAUUGAUAAAAUAUCAAACCUUUUGAAUUUUAUUUCUUUGUUCUGAACCAAACCCAGAAAAUGGCUUUUCCAAGAUUCUUCAUUUUCCUUCUUUUGAUUGCAUUUGCAUCUGUUUUGGUAAAACCCAGUUGUGGAAAUGCAGAACUCAGAGCAUUAAUGGAUAUAAAGUCAUCUUUGGACCCAGAAAAUAAGUACUUAUCAUCAUGGGUCAGUGAUGGGGAUCCAUGCAGUGGGAAAUUUGAAGGUGUGGCAUGUAAUAAGCACAGGAAAGUUGCUAAUAUUUCACUGCAAAGUAAAGGGCUCACCGGAAAAGUGUCGCCGGCGGUGUCGGAGCUCAAGUGUUUGUCCGGUCUUUACUUGCAUUACAAUUCUUUGACUGGAGAAAUACCCAAGGAGAUAGCUAAUCUCACUGAAUUGACAGAUCUUUAUCUCAAUGUGAAUAAUCUCUCUGGAAUUAUACCACCGGAGAUCGGGAGCAUGGCUAGUCUUCAAGCGCUGGUGCUAUCUUGUAACCAGCUAACGGGGAACAUACCUAAAGAGAUUGGGUUCCUAAAAAGGUUGACUGCUCUUGCACUCGAAAACAAUAGACUAAAUGGGCAAAUUCCCGCAAGCUUGGGAAAUUUGGGAGGGCUCAAGUGGGUUUAUUUGAGUUCCAAUCAACUAUCCGGUCCAAUUCCAGUUAGAUUGGCGAAUGUUCCCCUAUUGAAGGUUCUAGAAGUACAAAACAAUACCCUUUCCGGAGUCGUGCCUUCCUCUUUGAGGAGGUUGAAUGGAGGAUUCCGUCCUGAAAACAACCCUGGUCUAUGUGGGGUUGGCUUUUCUUCAUUGAGAGUUUGCACUGAUCGGGAUAAUCUAAACACGAAUCAAAGUGAAUCAAAUGUUCCAAGUGCCAAUAAAACUGUAUCUCCAAAUAUGCCCCAAUCUGCUAGUUUGCCAAUGCCUUGCAACCAAACUCAUUGCUCAAGAUCUUCAUCAAAAUUACCACAGAUAGGCAUUGUAGCAGGAGUAAUCACAGCCGUAAUUGCAUUGAUGGUCGGGGGAUUUCUCAUCAUUUUCCGGUAUCGUAGGCGUAAACAGAAAGUUGGGGACACAUCUGAUACUCUUGAUGACCGGCUUAGCAUCGACCAGGCAAAAGAAGUAUACAAGAAAAGCCCCUCCUCUCUUGUAGAUCUUGAGUAUUCGAUUGGAUGGGAUCCUGCGAUCGCUUCUCAAGAUUCCAAUGGUAUAUGUCACGAGUUUUUAGAUGUCUUCAAGUUUAAUUUGGAAGAGGUUGAAUCAGCAACUCAACAUUUCUCAGAGUUGAAUUUAUUGGGAAAGAGUAAUUUCUCCGCUGUAUACAAGGGAAUUUUAAAAGAUGGAUCACGAGUAGCAAUCAAAAGUAUAAGCAAGAUGAAUUGUAAGACAGUCGAAGCCGAGUUUAUAAGAGGAUUAAGCUUAUUGACUUCUCUGAAACAUGAAAAUCUUGUUAAAUUGAGAGGUUUCUGUUGCUCAAAGGCCAGGGGCGAAUGUUUCCUAAUCUACGACUUUGCUUCAAAGGGUAAUUUGUCUCAUUAUCUUGACAACGAGGAUGAUAGUAUUAAUGUCCUUGACUGGCCGACAAGGGUUUUCAUCAUCAAUGGGAUUGCAAAAGGUAUAGAGUAUUUGCACAAUAAAACAUAA